AUUUUUCUGUACUUUCUUUUGGAUUCCAAUUGACGCAAGAAUCAAAAACACAGUGAACUCAACUCUGCUACAGUACUGCGGUUGCUAAACCGCGAACUCCGAGCUUCAACAAUGGCGGAAACUAACCCUACUACUAAAUCUGAGAGAAUUUCUUCCAACACUUCAUCUGCAACACCAGAUAUGGCGCCGAAGAAACUCUUUCAAUCUCAAAUUGCGUCGAUUAUUAAAGCGUAUUGGAUUCCGGCGACGCUUUUCUCUCUCUUCUUACUCGUUCAACUCGUUUUCCUCCCCAACGCAUUUCCUCCUUCUCAUUACGAUGUUCUUCGCGUCGGAAGACUCAGUUCUAUUGAACAAGUGAAAGAGGCUUAUGAUGAUUUAGUUUCCAAGUGGAAUUCAGGUGCUGAGCUUCCUACAACAAAUGAUUUUAUCGAGAUUCGAUAUGCUUAUGAGUUGCUGACUGAUCCAUUAUGGAAGAGAGACUAUGACCUAUUUGGCAUUGACGAGCAUCAAUAUGUUUUGGAGAACAUCUUGCAGCUCAAUUCUGAGAAGGAAUACACUUCAGUGAACCUUCCUCUACUUGCUUCUACAGAAUCUCAUAAUAUUGAUCUCAACUUCAUUUCUGCUGGAGAUAUCCAGUCAGUUGUAGGUGGUCAGAGGCCGUUGUUAAUCCAGGUAUAUUCAAAUGGGAGCAAUUCAUGCAAACAAUUUUCGAGCCAAUGGAAGAAAAUUGCUACUUUGCUGGGUGAGAUUUCUGAUACUGGUGUAGUGGAGCUUGGGGAAUAUAAGCUUGCUUCACAACUUGCAGAGCAGAAAACUAUGGGGCAACUUUUCUUCCGAAAUGGUCUUCCUUCUCUGAUUGCAUUUCCCCAAGGGUGUAGAACUUCAAACUGUCUUGUUAGGUACGAAGGAGAUCUCUCUGUUGAUGCGGUUACAGAUUGGUUUGCAAUAAUGAUACUGAAGUUACCUCGCAUUCCGUAUUACACAAAAGACUCACUGGGACCAAGAUUCUUGGCUAAGAGUAGUUAUCACAAGGUAAAAGUCAUGUUCUUCUCGGACACAGGGAUGCGUGCAACACCAUUUAUGCGACAACUUGCCAAGAACUAUCAGGAUUAUGCUUCCUUUGCUUGUGUUCUUUGGAGGGAAGAGGAAUAUGCCUAUUGGUGGUCAAUAUAUGAUGUUGAAUCAGCUCCGGCCACUGUCUUCUUGAGAGAUCCAGGCGCUAAACCUUUGGUCUAUUAUGGGCCUGUGAACAGUUCGUGGUUUGUGGAUGUUAUGGAAGAUAAUAAACUGCACGAGCUUCCGCAAUUGAGGACCAUGACAUCAAUGGAGUUAGGUUGCGACUCACGUGGCUAUUCUCGUGCUGGGAUCAGUACUGAUAUAUGGUAUUGCGUCAUUGUUAUAGGAAGGUCAAGCCAUGAACUGGAUGAAAUGCGUGAGAUUCUUCGCAGGGUCCAACAAACAUUAUCGGAUAAGAGUUCUCAGGAUGCGCCUUAUACCAAUGAGGUGGCAGCACAUUCGGCUUCUGCACUUAAAAACAAGCGAUUAACGUUUACUUGGUUAGAUGGAGAGGUGCAAAAGAACUUGUGUAUGUUCUACAUUGGUGGUGAGCUUAGCCUGGAAUGUUGUGGUCCAAGAAGAGGCCUUGAAGAUACACCACAAGUGGUAAUGGUCCGUUACAUGAGAAAUGAGUCAGUUGAUGAUCCUAAAGAUAAGAGAUCCUCCACUAGUAUAUUUGACAGUCUUAAGGAUGACGUUGAUCCUGUAUCUCAACUGGUAGCACGAUACAAUGGCUCCGCUGAACCUUUACAGAUUAUUGAAUGGAUUUCGAACAAUAUCAAAGAUGGUGACUCGGCCAAACUUCCUUUCUAUAGAACAAAUACGCCCGAGCUUGUUUCUGAGAACCCAGAUCCACUUUGGUUCGUUAGUAGUGAAAAAAUUCUUUCCACUAGAGAUGGAAUAAAACUCAAACUUCAGAGAGUCCUAUCUGGUUGUCAUGAUCUUUCUGGUGAUCCAAGGAUUGGUCCAAUGUUACUUCUCGGAGCAGUAUUAACUUUUGGUGGAAUCUGGCUCCGUCGCAGUCAACCAACUCCUUCAACUGACUCUAGUCAGUCAAAAGAAACCCAUACUAAGAAACAAAUCCCAGAAGAAUGGAAAAAUAGAAGAAGAAGAAAUAGUGCAACUGCAGAAGUUCCUCCUUCAAUGACCGACACGGAACCAAAAGGUUCUUAUCAAAUGGAGUUCUCAGAUUCAGACUGAGUAGAAUUUCGUCACAUAGCUCCAAUUUCAGAGGACUGUAACCUUUUCUGGAGCAGCCAUCUGGCUCAUGAAUACCACCAAAUUAACAGGGGUGUGUCAAAUGUUGUUGUAAUGAUUGAAGUUCUAGAUGGAAUAUUUUGUCAUAUUGCAUAAAGAGCUCUUUUGUACAUUAACCCGCCUACAAGUUGGAAUUUUGUGUACAACUUUGUUUUAGACCGUAGACUAUUGUAGAGAUGCGGAGUAGACAAGACAUUGAUAUAGAGUAGUUAGUGUCUUAGUGAUGCUCAUAAUAUUAUUCAUAUUUGUAUACCUACAUACAGUCUUUGAGAUCA
Molecule: messenger RNA, 2588 nt
Organism: Beta vulgaris subsp. vulgaris (sugar beet)
Lineage: Eukaryota; Viridiplantae; Streptophyta; Magnoliopsida; Caryophyllales; Amaranthaceae
Exons: 20
Coding region: 112-2256 (714 amino acids)
Source: RefSeq, a predicted model, not a curated record